This is a messenger RNA of Neurospora crassa OR74A, 809 nucleotides long. RefSeq lists its product as hypothetical. Lineage: Eukaryota; Fungi; Ascomycota; Sordariomycetes; Sordariales; Sordariaceae. The coding region runs from base 290 to 754 and encodes 154 amino acids. The transcript has 4 exons. The record is from RefSeq and is a predicted model, not a curated record.
GACGAGUGGUCGUAAUAGAGCUCCGGUCGACCACUUACGGGAAAGACUCAACGCACGAGGAUCUUCAUGCUCCAUCAAAUGGCUCUUUCCAGUGCCAGUCGCUACUCUACCUCCAACUAGGUCGCUUAGGGCGUAUUUUCUGUGAUGGCCAUUGCGGUUACACUCGAGUCCGCUGGGUUGGGGGCCGAGAUCGAAUGACUACCCCAGUAUAAGAGAGUCGGGAUCACUCAACCAAAAGUAAUACGAGGAAAAGGACUUGACAUGGGCACGGAACUGACCCCGCCAUGGCAUGUAUAAGUCGAGGUCAGCCCACCUCCUCGCCCUGUCCAUACCUCUAUCUACCUCUACGCUGAAGCAGCCCAUCAUGGACCCAAAAAAGGAUGAAGCAAAGGCCGAACCCGAGCCCGAGCAGCCCUUGGUCCCCACACUCACCAAAAUUACAGAUCCCAACAACGUCUUCUACACCGAUGAAAACGGCGUCAAAUACCAUGUAUGCCUCCCGCGGUCAGGCGAACACCUCAAGACUGCCGAAGCCAACUUCAUGUCAUACACGGACGAUAAGGGCGUCUACAAGGAAAUUUACCUCCCACAGGGCACCGUGCAAACGGCCUGGGACCACCUGGAGAAUGAGCGAUGGGACGAGCUGGCCAAGUUUGAGCCGUACACGGGUCAGGGAUAUACCGAGGAUGAUUUCAAGGCGUUUGAGGAGCGUCUUGAACGACGACGACGUGAAGGACGAGAGAAGAUGUUGUAGAGUGUACCUCUAGGUACCUACCUGGGGAAGGUUCCACUUGUCAUCCAUUGCAGUG